AUGGUUUUUGGAGGCAUUUUCGAAGGUGGACACCUUCUGAAGAUGCUGCGUCUUGAUCGCUGGGCCCUCUUCCUCUCGCUUCUCCUUCUCCUUGUUGUGUCGUCCACCUCUGGGUUUUUCAGCUGGCUCGCUCGAAGUGGAACCCCGGAAAGCCCCCCCGUGCCCCCCGCACCCACGCCAGACCCAGCUCACCUUCCACAUGUGCCUUUUGAGAUGACCAUAGCAGAUGAGAGGUUCUUAGCUGAGGCCCGGCGGCUGGAUCUGUCGCCCCUGGACUCCUGCCACCAUAAGGUUGUUGCACAGCUUCAGUCGUCUUGCACAGACCUGACGGAAGAGGAGCUGGCCAAGCUGGGCGUCUCCCUGUUCAACUGCCAGGCCAGCGUUGAAGAACGUAGGACUUACCUGUGCACUGCCGACAUGACUCUAGCAGAAUGCACAGCCGGGAUGGAUCCGGACACCUGGAAUGCCUAUCACAUCGUGAGCAACCGAGCCCGGGCUGUCUGCUACGCCACCCGUCAGAUGCAGUUCAAGCGCCGAGCAGAGCAUACUGUCAAUGCCUUGGUCUCCACUGCCGUCAGCCAGCUGGAAGCGAUGAAAAUGCUUAAGAGCGGGCAGGAGGAGCUGAAGGAGCUGACCUCGGAAUCGCUGCAGAAAGUGGCCACCAGCCAGGAGGCGCUCCUGGCCCAGCAGGAGAAGUUGCAAGGCAGCCAAAUGCAGAUGGGGGAGUCGCUCCACGACAACCUGGACCAACUGGUUCAGGAGAAGGCUCUGAUUGCCAGCGGGCAGCAGCAGGUGGCACAACUGAUUGAGGGCAUUACAAAAAGGAUGGAAAACAUCAGCCGUCACCUAGAUCAGCAGGACCUGGAGCUGCAAGACGGUCACAAGGCCAUCCUUGAGGACCUGUCCCAGGUGCAGAUGCGAGCUCAAGAUGUCUACUCCAAGACAGAGACCAACCUGGGCUUGUUCACGGCCUACCAGAACCAGACGGCCUUGUAUUACGAAGAGCUGAUGGAGAAGCUGCAGAAGAUGAACCAGAGCCUUGGAGUGUUGCUGAACGCCAUGGACCGGAUGCAAGCGAGUGUGGAAGGGCAGCUCCAACACAUUCGGAGGUUCAUGAACUGGGCAGGGUUCAGCCUCAGCUCCGUCUAUACCUGCGUCUUACACGGCAGCUAUUUCCUCCUGGCAGCCCUCAUCAUGACCUUCCUGCAGACUCCCGGGCUCCCGCGUGCCAUGCUGCUAGUCCUCGUUGUGGCCAACGCCCUGUCCGAGCUGAACCAUGCCGCCUCCUUGGGCUUCAAGUCGCUCACCUGCCUCUUAAUCUUGACUGUCGCAGGCAAUGAGCUCCUAGGCACCCUCUGCCACCGUGCCAUGAAAGGGAGGAGAUGGAAGCCCACCUGGGUACCUUUCCUGCGUCUGCGGCAGGAGGCAGAAGUGGCCACCCAGGAAGCACAGGUGAAAGGCUCCAGCUGCUGCCGGCUCACCUCCACGCCCGACAGCGAAGGUGAGGUUGGCCUCCUGAAAAGGGAACUGGAGAAGCUGGAAGACUUGAGCUACGCGACAGGUGACUCUCACCUGGCGAGAGACUCCCCAAUGAAGGGUGGGAGCAUCUUUCCGGAGGAAGGCACAAUGCAUCCUGCAGCCGUCUGGAAGCCUCAGCGGGGCUAUUCCCUCCACCCUAUGAGCCUUCGGCGCCAGAGUCUGACCCGCUCCAGCAGGCAGGAGGUAUUGGGGGAGACUGCUUAG
Zootoca vivipara (common lizard) is the source of this 1743-nucleotide messenger RNA. The record is from RefSeq and is a predicted model, not a curated record. Lineage: Eukaryota; Metazoa; Chordata; Lepidosauria; Squamata; Lacertidae.